CUCGUAUCCUUCGCAUCUGCACUCGUGUACACCGAUCACUCAGCUGUCGUCACGACAGACAGUACGUGACGUAAUUGAAUUACUACGGUGGAGUGUUAGUCAAAUUCGCAUUCUGCGAUUUAUUUACCAUUUCGCCUCGUCACUGUGAUUCAAUAGAACGAGUAACUCGGCUCUCAUCGACGUGGAAGAUGGACAGCAAUAAGGACGAGGCGGAGCGAUGCAUGGAACUCGCGGAACGGUAUAUGCGCGAGAGGAAAUACGAGGAGGCAGAAAAGUUUGCUCGUAAAGCCCAAAAACUUUUCCCGAUGAAAAAGGCUGAUGACCUAAUAACGGAAGUAUCACUGCUUUCAAAGCAGAAUCAAAAAUCUGAGCCUGCUGAGCCUACUGUUAGAAAACGCCAAAAUGUAACUAAAGAUUCAACAACACAUUCCCAAACCAAUUCUGAAUAUACAAAAGAACAAUUGGAGCAUGUGAAAAGGAUAAAGAAGUGCAAAGAUUAUUAUGAGAUUUUAGGAGUCAACAAAGAUGCUACAGACAGUGAUAUUAAAAAAGCAUAUAAAAAAUUAGCUCUACAGUUACAUCCUGACAAAAAUAAAGCACCAGGUGCUGCUGAGGCUUUUAAAGCUAUUGGUAAUGCUGUUGCUAUCUUGACUGAUAUGGAAAAACGGAAACAAUAUGAUAUGUAUGGUCCUGAAGAGGAACGAAUGCAGAAUGUACAUAGCCGCCAAGGCCAUACACAUUAUAAUUACACUCGCGGAUUUGAAGCUGACAUCACAGCUGAAGAGUUAUUCAACAUGUUCUUUGGCGUAAGUUUUGCGCAACAAGAAUUUUAUAUGCGCCGGCCAGGCGGUAGAUGGUCAAACGGAGUAAGACAGCAAGAUGCGCAACAUUCUCAUUCUCAGCAAGCAAAUGGGUAUACCACAUUUUUCCAGAUGUUACCCGUUCUGUUACUAAUAUUAUUAACUAUGAUGAGUAGUUUUUUCAUAUCUGAUCCAGUAUAUAGCCUGCAUUCAAAUUCGAAAUAUUCUGUGGCCAGAACGACUCAGGUCUUGAAAAUACCGUAUUAUGUUAAAGAGAACUUUCAUAGUGAAUAUCAAGGCAGUUUACGUAGACUAGAAAUUUCAAUUGAGGAAGAAUUUGUGAAUAGCUUGAGGCAAACCUGCGUCAGAGAAAAGAAUUAUAGGGACAGUAUGAUGUGGAAAGCCCGUAAUUUUGGAGAUCAAGAUCUAUUCUUAAAAGCUAAAAAUCUCGAAACACCUUCGUGUAGGAGGCUACAAGAAAUGCAAGUCUGAUAGGUGAAACAUGUAAACUAAAUAGAACUUUGUUGUAGAUAGAUGUAUAUUUACACACGUACAUAACAUUUGUAAUGAGACGAGAAUUUGGCACAAUAUGUGAUUACAUAUAUCAUAUUUCUGAGAGUACAUCCAAAGCAAAUCAUAUAUUUCAAAGUUUGCAGAGAACACAUACGUACUUUGACUACUUUAACUGGUUAUGCCAUAAAUUGCAUGUUGAAUGACCGAUUACUAUGCAGAGUGAAUGAAAUUUUAAACUUCUGUCUUAUCUGACUCGAUUAAAAUUGUACAAAAAUUAUUUUCUGCUUUCAUAGUUUCUAUGUUUGUAAACAGUUAUACAUACAUAUAUAUAUAUUUACUAUAUGUUAUAUCUUUUAAAAAUUGUUUAAACAUUUAUAUAAAGAAAGUAAUGUAAUACACGUGAUGCUCUUUCAACUCUUCAUAUAAGCUAUGAUAUUGUGCAAUGUUAUUAGAAUGACAGCCAUUUUGAAUACUCAUUAUUUAUAAUAAACAAUAUGAAAGCCUAGUACUUGUAAGUACGUAGAUAAUUUAAAAGGAAUGAAUAUAUCACGUAAUUUUAAAGGUUUACAGGUUAUAUUUAUUUCAUGAUAUCUUCAAUUCUAACUGGAAAAUUAUAAGUGCAUCUACAAUGACAAUUUGUAUUUUACACUUGGAGUGUUAUUAUUCUGCACAGACAUCUAUUUAGUAUAUGUGUUUCUGGCUAUUUUGGAAAAUAUAUAAAUUCUUAAUUGAGUAUAUAA
This is a messenger RNA of Linepithema humile (Argentine ant), 2053 nucleotides long. RefSeq names its product dnaJ homolog subfamily B member 12. Gene Ontology annotation, molecular function: Hsp70 protein binding. Gene Ontology annotation, biological process: cellular response to misfolded protein. Gene Ontology annotation, cellular component: endoplasmic reticulum membrane. Lineage: Eukaryota; Metazoa; Arthropoda; Insecta; Hymenoptera; Formicidae. The record is from RefSeq and is a predicted model, not a curated record.